Durio zibethinus is the source of this 996-nucleotide messenger RNA. The record is from RefSeq and is a predicted model, not a curated record. NCBI's taxonomy places the organism in Eukaryota, Viridiplantae, Streptophyta, Magnoliopsida, Malvales, Malvaceae.
CAUGGCUUUCCAUCUUGGCUUUCGGCUGCUGAUCGAAAGCUCUUGCAAAAAACCGGUGCAGCACCAAAAGCUGAUAUUGUGGUGGCUCAAGACGGUUCUGGUAACUUUAAGACCAUAUCCGAGGCAGUGGCAGCAGCUGGUGGGGGCAAAAGAACUGUUUACGUAAAAGCUGGAGUUUACAGGGAAAAUGUGGUUAUUAAGAGGUCAGCUAAAAAUAUAAUGUUAAUUGGGGAUGGAAUUGAAGCCACUGUUAUUACUGGUAACGAGAAUGCUCAAACUACUACAACUUUUCGUUCAGCAACUUUUGGUGUUGCGGGUGAAGGCUUCAUAGCUCGAGACAUGACCUUUGAAAACACGGCCGGACCCCAAAAACACCAAGCGGUAGCCGUCCGGUCCGGCUCCGAUUUCUCAGUCUUCUACCGCUGCAGCUUCAAAGGUUACCAGGAUACCUUAUAUGUCUACUCUCAACGCCAAUUCUAUCGUGACUGUGACAUAUAUGGAACCAUAGACUUCAUAUUUGGUGACGCUGUUGCUGUUUUUCAAAACUGUAACAUCUACAUCCGUAGACCAAUGAGCGGUCAAAAGAACACCGUGACAGCACAAGCAAGAAGCGAUCCCAAUGAGAAUACGGGCACAAUCAUCCACAACUCACGCGUCAUGGCGUCGUCAGAUAUGAGGGCUGUUCAAGGUUCGUUCAAGAGUUAUUUGGGGAGGCCAUGGCAGAAAUAUUCAAGAACUGUGUUCAUGAAGUGUGUUUUGGAUGGAUUGAUAGAUGCGGAAGGUUGGUUACCAUGGAGUGGAGGUUUUGCUUUAAGUACUCUUUACUAUGCUGAGUAUAUGAACACCGGUGCCGGUGCAAGUACUAGUGGAAGGGUGAAAUGGGGUGGAUAUCAUGUCAUAACAGCCGCCGAAGCCGGAAAAUUCCACUGUUGGAAUUUCUGGCCGGAAGAUGCUUGGAUUCCAGGCACCGGCGUACCAUUUGAUGCUGGACUAUGA